This is a messenger RNA of Pristis pectinata (smalltooth sawfish), 4965 nucleotides long. Its product is annotated as cohesin subunit SA-1. The transcript has 34 exons. NCBI's taxonomy places the organism in Eukaryota, Metazoa, Chordata, Chondrichthyes, Rhinopristiformes, Pristidae. Gene Ontology annotation, molecular function: chromatin binding. Bases 302 to 4081 code for a protein of 1259 amino acids. Gene Ontology annotation, biological process: sister chromatid cohesion. Gene Ontology annotation, cellular component: cohesin complex; chromatin; nucleus. The record is from RefSeq and is a predicted model, not a curated record.
CCACCAGAUGGCGGCUUAGGAUUGUUCGUCCUGUGAAGACGCGGUGUUAACUAUUCCCAUUUUUAAUUUAAUCAAUUUUCAAACUCGAUAUUUUCUUACGACGUCGAACGGGAAGGGAAAAACGGUUCCAAAAUGGGCAGGGACGAAUUUGCCCAAAUAUGUCUUUCAUAAAGACCAAUCAAGAAAAGGAAGGAGAAAAUACUUUACACAUAAUCAAAUUAAUUGAAAGAUUGCAUAAAAACAAGAGGAAGAAAUUUCAGGACUCUAGCCCAGGUUUGUGUGCAGCAACGGUGCUGAAGAGAUGAUCACUCCAGAGAUACCAGUGUUACAGGAGUCAACCAAUGAAACAACCAUUCAUUCUGAUGUCACUGGUGAAUUCGAUGACCCAGAAGUGAAAGGGCGGAAACGCAGAGCUCGAGGUCCUGGCAGGCCACCGACUGCUAAGAAGGCAAGACGUACUCCAGGAGAAAAAAGUCGUCUUAGCGCAGGUGGUAGAGCAAAUCAGGGAAGAGCUAAUGGUCACCAUCAGCAAAAUGGCGAAGUUGAACCAGUCACACUGUUUGAAGUGGUAAAAAUGGGAAAGAGUGCCAUGCAGUCUGUGGUUGAUGACUGGAUAGAAUCAUAUAAACAAGACAGGGAUAUCGCACUUUUGGACUUGAUCAACUUUUUCAUCCAGUGCUCAGGAUGUAAAGGCACAGUCAGAAUUGAGAUGUUUCGAAAUAUGCAGAAUACAGAAAUAAUCAGGAAAAUGACUGAAGAGUUUGAUGAAGACAGUGGAGAUUAUCCACUAACAAUGCCUGGUCCACAGUGGAAGAAAUUUCGCUCCAAUUUCUGUGAGUUUAUUGGAGUGCUGAUCCGGCAGUGUCAGUACAGUAUUAUUUAUGAUGAAUACAUGAUGGAUACAGUGAUUUCUCUGCUAACUGGGCUUUCAGAUUCCCAAGUUCGAGCCUUCAGGCACACCAGUACGUUGGCUGCCAUGAAGCUGAUGACUGCAUUGGUGAAUGUGGCCUUAAACUUGAGUAUACAUCAGGAUAAUACACAAAGACAGUAUGAAGCUGAAAGGAACAAAAUGAUAGGCAAACGAGCUAAUGAUAGAUUAGAAUUACUUCUACAAAAGAGAAAGGAGCUUCAAGAGAAUCAAGAUGAAAUAGAAAACAUGAUGAACUCUGUUUUCAAGGGUAUUUUUGUGCACAGAUAUCGUGACGCAAUUUCGGAGAUACGAGCCAUCUGUAUUGAGGAAAUAGGUGUGUGGAUGAAGAGCUACAGUGAUGCCUUCCUCAAUGACAGUUAUUUAAAGUAUGUGGGAUGGACAUUACACGAUCGGCAAGGUGAGGUGAGGCUGAAAUGUCUGAAAGCUUUGCAGUCGCUCUACACUAAUAAGGAACUCUUUCCGAAACUAGAACUCUUCACCAAUCGGUUCAAGGAUCGUAUCGUGUCUAUGACAUUAGACAAAGAAUAUGAUGUUGCUGUGGAAGCUAUUCGAUUGGUUACUUUGAUAUUGCAGGGAAGUGAGGAAGCAUUGUCUAAUGAAGAUUGUGAGAAUGUAUAUCACCUGGUAUAUUCUGCACACCGUCCUGUCGCUGUGGCAGCUGGGGAAUUCCUAAACAAAAAAUUGUUCAGCAGACAUGAUCCACAAGCAGAAGAAGCCUACGCUAAGAGUAGAGGAAGGCAUAGUGCAAAUGGAAAUCUUAUUAAAAUGUUGGUACUUUUCUUCCUAGAGAGUGAGUUGCAUGAACAUGCAGCUUAUCUAGUGGAUAGUCUGUGGGAAAGUUCCCAGGAACUUCUGAAAGAUUGGGAAUGUAUGGUAGAACUGCUUCUGGAAGAGCCUAUACAAGGAGAGGAAGGUAUGACUGACAGGCAGGAGACUGCACUUAUAGAGCUAAUGGUGUGUACAAUUCGUCAAGCUGCAGAGGCACAUCCUCCAGUCGGAAGAGGAACUGGCAAAAGGGUGUUGACUGCAAAGGAGAGAAAAACACAAAUAGAUGACCGGACUAAAUUGACAGAACAGUUCAUUGUAGCACUUCCUAUGCUGCUGGGAAAGUAUUCAGCUGAUUCUGAGAAAGUGGCAAAUUUAUUGCAAAUCCCUCAGUACUUUGAUCUGGAGCUUUAUAGUACUGGAAGAAUGGAAAAGCAUCUAGAUGCAUUAUUAAAACAAACCAAGUUUGUUGUUGAAAAACACAUAGAGUCGGAUGUUUUGGAAUCUUGCAGCAAAACGUAUAAUAUUCUGUGUAGUGAAGAAUACACAAUCCAGAACCGUGUUAACAUUGCACGGAGUCAGAUGAUUGAUGAGCUGGUAGAGCGAUUCAGCCAGUCAGUUGAAGACUUGUUGCAGGAGGGCGAAGAAGCAGAUGAUGAUGACAUUUAUAAUGUUCUCUCUACUUUGAAGAGAUUAACUGCCUUCCACAAUGCUCAUGAUCUCACAAAAUGGGAACUGUUUGGGAACUGCUACAGACUUCUGAAGAGCGGAAUUGAACUAGGUUCUAUGCCAGAACAGAUAGUGGUCCAGGCACUCCAAUGCUGCCACUACUCAAUUUUGUGGCAGCUUGUCAAGAUAGCAGAAAGUUCCCCAACUAAGGAUGAACUACUUGGUUUGAGAAAAACAGUGAAAGCAUUCUGUAUUGUCUGUCAGCACUGUUUAACAAAUGUCAACCCUUCUGUCAAAGAGCAGGCAUUCAUGUUGCUUUGUGAUCUCCUGAUGAUAUUCAGUCACCAGUUGACAACUGGUGGCAGAGAUGGACUCAAACCCCUUGUUUACAACCCAGACACUGGGCUGCAAUCAGAGUUGCUCAGCUUUGUAAUGGAUCAUGUAUUUAUUGAUCAAGAUGAGGAGAACCAGAGCAUGGAGGGAGAUGAGGAAGAUGAAGCCAAUAAAAUUGAAGCUCUCCACAAAAGAAGAAACCUCCUGGCAGGAUUUUGCAAGCUUAUAAUUUAUGAUGUUGUGGAUAUGAAUGCUGCUGCAGACAUCUUCAAGCAUUAUAUGAAGUAUUACAAUGACUAUGGAGACAUCAUAAAAGAGACAUUGAGUAAGACCAGACAAAUCGACAAAAUUCAAUGUGCCAAGACACUUAUUCUCAGUUUACAGCAGCUGUUCAAUGAGCUUGUCCAGGAACAAGGCCCUAACCUUGACAGAUCAUCAGCCCACGUCAGUGGUAUUAAAGAACUUGCUCGACGGUUUGCUCUUACAUUUGGUCUGGAUCAAAUCAAGACCAGGGAAGCUGUUGCCACCUUACACAAGGAUGGUAUAGAGUUUGCUUUUAAGUAUCCAAACCAAAAUGGACCAGACUAUCCGCCAUCAAAUCUUGCUUUCCUUGAAAUUCUGAGUGAAUUCUCAUCUAAGCUUCUGCGACAAGACAAAAAAACUGUGCAUGCAUACCUGGAGAAAUUCAUGUCUGAACAAAUGAUGGAGCGAAGAGAGGAUAUCUGGCUGCCCCUGAUCUCCUAUCGCAAUUCAUUGCUAACUGGUGGUGAAGAUGACAGAAUGUCAGUGAUCAGUGGAGGCAGCAGCAGUAAAGCUUCUACAAUACGUAGUAAGAAAGGGCGUCCACCUCACAGCAAGAGGCGAACUGAAGAAGAAAGUGUGGAUAGUACGUGGAUGAACAGGAAUGAUACCAUUCAGACUCCAGCAGUUAUGCAUGCUCCACAAUUAACUUCUACAGUCAUGCGGGAAAACCCUCGGCAAGCAGCAGAACAUAGUAUGGAAGAUCAGGAAUCUGAACGUGGAUCAGAAUCAGAUUUUGUGCAGAACCCUCAGAUGCAAAUGACCUGGUUGGGCCAGCACAAGCUGGAGGAGGCACACCGAAAAGACAGAGUGGCCAUGAACUACAUGAAAGCAAGAGGUGGUGUAAGGCAACCAGUCCGCAGCCACAGUUUAAUGGAAGAUGAUGCAGAACCAAUUUUUGAAGAUGUAAUGAUGUCAUCGAGAGGUCAGUUGGAGGAUAUGAAUGAAGAAUUUGAAGACACUAUGGUUAUUGAUCUGCCUCCAUCACGAAACAGACGUGAACGAGCUGAACUCAGACCAGAUUUCUUCGAUUCCACUGCCAUAAUGGAAGACGAUUCGGGCUUUGGAAUGCCUAUGUUCUGAGAGACUGCUGGAAGUUUUAUAUUUUUAAGAACUCCAUCGUCUAAAGAGAAUUCAAGAUCUAAAUACUGUGACAGCAACUUUUAAACUAAAUUUUACAUAUUCAAGAUCUGAUUUAUUUUUUAUCAAAGGAUAAACUUGAUGAAGAUUUGAUUAUGAUAAAUGGGGAAGCAUGAAGAAGGAAGCACUAAUUGUCUGUUUCUGAGACAGAUUAUUCUUAUGGACCGAAAAAAGUGGCAACUUCUUCGAAGAAUUACACCCCCACCCCCCCCCCCCCCCUUCCCCACCCCCAAAAUUGAUCUGACUCACAGACUGUACCACUGCUGAGGAGUGCUAACAGUAGGAUUAAAAGAAAUUGUUAUAUAUAUCAACCAGGAAUAAAUUGUAUUGAAAUCAUGAAGGCAUAUUUAAAAAGAUAGGGUGGAACAUACAGCAGAUGACACCAAAAGUACAGAGAUCCCUAUGAGUUUUUGUAAUUUUUUUCUGCUGUACAGUUUAAUAUAAAGAACUUUUGAGAUCAGCAGUUUAUGUUAUGUUUUUUAAUUCAAGCUUAAAUUUUUCAGAGGGCAGCAAUGCUGAAAAACUAGGUUAGGAGCAAGGCAAUUUUCUCACACUGGAGUUUGGUUUCUUUGUGGUACGCAUUUAUUUUCUUGAGGGGGUGGGAUGGGUAACUGGAAAUCAAUUGCAAAAAGUAUAUACAGUACAUGUAUAAAUGGAUAGUAGGUUCUGCGGGGGCUUUUUAGAUAUGAGAAGUAUUGCUGCCGCAAAACACAGGUAACAGAAUAAUCCAGAGGUUUCCUUCCUUUUUAUUACCAAUGUCUUAUGUGUAUGUCACAGCAAGCUACUUCUUUUCAUAAUAAAAGCUGCCUUAUUUACUGUGAAAACUA